This is a messenger RNA of Mobula hypostoma (lesser devil ray), 5871 nucleotides long. RefSeq names its product BTB/POZ domain-containing protein 19-like. The transcript is spliced from 9 exons. The record is from RefSeq and is a predicted model, not a curated record. Lineage: Eukaryota; Metazoa; Chordata; Chondrichthyes; Myliobatiformes; Myliobatidae. The coding region runs from base 200 to 1126 and encodes 308 amino acids. Gene Ontology annotation, molecular function: protein binding.
UGUUGCUUUCUCGCCAGUCACAUUCCAACUUAGUUUCUUUUCUCUGAUUUUCUCCCUCUCUGCAUCUGUUCUUCUUCUAUUUCCUUUUCUUGUUUUCUUUCUCCUUUAACCUUCUUUCCCUGUUAUCUCAUUUCCCCUCUGCCCGCCAGCCAAGUGCAGCCUGCCCCGAGACCGCGGUUCCAGCCGCCGCCGCGAAAACAUGUCCGGACAGGUUCAGCCCACUUGCUUAUGGGGAAACCUCGCCUCCUUCGCCGCCGACAUGAGGAAAAUGAUUAACGCGCCCGAGUUCAGUGAUGUAAAGUUCAUUGUUGGAAAAGAGAGGAAAGUGGUUUAUGCUCAUCGCUGCAUCUUAGCGCACCGUUGUGAGGCAUUUAGCACCAUGUUCGCCCAGCAACCUCUGUCACGUGAUGCGAAAGGAGCUGACAUUCCAUUUGUUGUUUCAGAUGUGCAGCCAGAUGUCUUCCUGGCUGUGAUUGAGUUUCUCUACACAAACUCCGUGAUGCUGAGCAGCAAAAUGGCUCUGGAAGUAUUGACAUCAGCAGUGGAAUACGGGCUUGAUGAUCUUCAGAAGCUGUGCGUGGAUUAUAUCAGCAGCACACUUACGGUAGAAUCUGCCUGUGAAGCAUUGCAGAAUCAUCCUUGUGUGCCUCCUCUGAACCCUCUCCAAUGCCAGCACAUCUUUUUUGAGAUGGGAAGCCCCAAACUGCUCACAAUACUCAAGGCGGCGGUGACAUACAGACAGACUGACAUGAAAGACAAAUGUUUGACUUUCAUCCAGAGCCACACUAAAAGUAUUGUGAAGACCCAAGGCUUCCAUGAACUUUCUGAUCCUGCCAUGCUUGUCAUUCUGCAAAGUGACAUGCUCACUAUUGAUGAGCCUGAUUUAAUUAACUUUGUCAGAGAAUGGGCACAUGUUAACUCAGUAGUUCUUGACAAGUCUGUACCAGAAAUAGCAAAGGAAGUUGUUCGUGAAUUACGCCUUUUUCUAUUGACUCCUGAUGAGCUGACAGCAUUGGAAGUGGAGAACAAGAAAGACAACUUAAUUCCUGUUUCCACCAUACGCCUUGUCUGGCCAAUGGAGAUGGAGAAGAAUUAUUGUCUACCAUUCCUGGACAUUCUAAUAUGAUGGAAACUGGACAAUAGCCUUGGGCAUGGUGUCUAUCAGAAACCCACUCACACGGACUUAUAUCUCAACAGUAACGGCCACCAUCACGCCUCCCAACAUAGAACAGUUCCUUCAACUUUGAUUAACUGUGCAAAAAACUAUUUUGGACACGGAGAGUCUCCAUGAGGAGACAGGAUGAUUAAGCACGACAUUCCUACUGAUGGCUACAAUCAGGCCCUUAAAAGGGCCAACAGAAAAAUCAUGAAACCUAACAAUGAGGAGGAACCUGCCACUGCCACCUGUCUUCCCUAUACUUCCACGAUUUCUGGAAGGAUCGCCAGGGUCCUGAAGAAAUACCAGAUUAAUACAAUCCACAAACCCAUGAGGAAGCUCAAAUCACAGCUUAUGUGAGUCAAAGAUGACCUGGGACUCAGGUCAGCUGGUGUUUACAGGAUUCCCUGUGAAUGCUGAGCAGCGUAUAUCAGCCAGACGGGACACAUGGUGGAAACCCGUAUCAAGAAGCACAGAAGGUGUAUCCAUUUGGGUUACCAGGAGAAAUCGGUGGUAGCAAAGCAUUGCAUUUGCAAUGGUCAUAGGCUUGACAAAACUACUGUGUUGCGCCAAUGGCUUUCUGGACCACCUCAUGAAGGAAGCCAUUGAAAUAAAACUAAAGGAAAAGAAUUUUAACAAAAACGAAGGACUUGCUCUAAGUAAGAACUGGAAUUCGAUUUAAAGCAAGGUGGGGCAGUGAAAACCUGAUUGGAUGGGGACUAACCAAUCAGGAGGGAUGGACAACGGGGAUGUAUAUACCACGUGACUAGACAUGCCUAGGCAUCAUCCCUGAUGAAAAUGGCAGAGUUUGUCAUCUAAAUGUCAGUUAAAAUCGAUACCUGUACCCGGCUGGAAACCCAAGAAAAGUUUAUUUGUCAUCUAUGUCAGGAAAGCACUAGAUCUUUUUUCAAGGCUGAAAGAAUACAGAGAAAAUCUGGAAGAUCUGAGUUAUAAGGAAAGAUUGAAUAGGUUAAGACUUUAUUCCUUGGAACAUAGAAGAUUGGGAGAGGAUUUGAUAUAGGUAUACAAAAUUAUGAGAGGUAUAGGUACAGAUAGGGUAAAAGCAAGUGGGACUCCAACCAGAGGUCAUGGGUUAAGGGUGAAAGGUGAAAAGUUUGAGGGGAACAUGAGGGGAAACCUUUUCACGCAGAGGGUCGUAAGAGUGUGGAACAAGCUGCCAGCACAAGUGGUGCAUGCAAGCUCGGUUUCAACAUUGGAGAGAAGUUUGGAUAGGUACAUGGAUGGUAAGGAUAUGGAGGUCUAUGGUCUCAGUGCAGGUUAAUAGGAGUAGGCAGUUUAAAUGGUUUAGCACAGACUAGAUGGGCAGAAGGGACUGUUUCUGUACUGUACUUUUCUAUGAUUCCAUGACUCUGUCUUAUUAGUAUCCUCUUUAGAUGUGGCUUGGUGACAUCACAAGGAGAGGAGAAAUUCAUUAACCUCCCCCCAACCCCAGAGUUUUUCUACUCUUCAGGAAGUUAGUGAAUAAUUCCAUUGUGCUCCAUUGCCCCCUGGCAUCUUUAAAUUUUAAAAAGUGCAAUAAAGCACUGAAAUUUAAUUUGCCUUGGUCAAUGUACAUCUAGCAGUCACACUCAUCGCAGGUGAGAGGUACAUUCAGAAGACAAAAAUGAGCCAAAAUGGAGGAUGGAUAAAUAAAAGCUCAAAUGUAGACAUCCAGGAAAAAAUAAUAUGAAUUCAGGACUACUGCAAACAUAUUUUAGCAGCAUUCUGGGUGACUGUUUUGUAAGAGGAGACAGAUAUCACUUCCUUAUUCCAAAGUAGCUCAUCAUCAACCUCCAGACGUUGGGAGUUAAUGCCUCCUUCUGCAACUGGAUCCUUGACUUUCUGACCAGCAUACACCAAUCAAUAAGGAUAGGCAGCAACACCUCUGCCACAGUUAUUCUAAACCCUGGUUUACAUCUCCAGCCCCCUAGUCUACUCUCUAUACAAUCAAGGUUGUGUGCUUGCAGAUGAUAUCACUGUAGAGGGCCAUAUCUCAAAUAAUAACAGGUCAGAGUAUGGGAAAGAGAUAGAGAGCUUAGUGACAUGUUGUCAUGACAACAAUCUUUCUUUCAAUGCCAACAAAACAAAAGAGCUGGUCAUUGGUAUCAGAAGGAGGAGCGGCACACAUGCUCAAUGUUGUUGGGUUGAGAGGGUUGAGAGAUUCAAGUUCCUAAACAUAAACCUGUCUUGGUCAAGCCACAUUGAUGUCACAGCCAGGAAAGUUCACCAAUGCCUCCAGUUACUUAGGAGGCCAAAGAAAUUUGGCAUGUUCCUUUCGACUCUUUCCAAUUUUUAUCAAUGCACCAUAGAAAGCAUUCUGUCUGAUUGCAUAACAGCUUAGCAUGGCAACUGCUCUGUAAGCGAUUGCAGAAAACUGCAGAGAGUUGUGGACACAGUUCUGCGCAUCACAGGAACCAGCCUCCCCUCUACAAACUCUGUCUGACUUCUUGCUGCCUCAGUAAAGCAGCCAGCAUAAGCAAAGAUCCAAACUACCCCAGACACUCGCUCUUCUCCCUUUUCUCAUUGGGCAGAAGAUACCAAAGCUCAAAAGCAAGUACCACCAGGCUCAAGGACAGCUUCCAUACCUCUACUAUCAGCCCUUUGAGCAACCUCUUGUAUGAUAAGAUGGAUUCUUGACCUCACAAUCUACCUUAUUAAGAUAUUGCACUCUAUUGUUUACCUGCACUGCACUUUAUCAGUAGCUUUUACAUUUUACUCUGCAUUGUUAUUACUUCACUUUGUUCUAGCUCAGUAGACUAUGUAAUGAUUUGAUCUGUAUAAACAUUAUACAAUACAAGCAAUACACGCUAUCUUGGUACAUGUGACUUUCAUAAACCAAUACCACUGCUAGUGAAUGGAUUAUUGAUGACUUAUUUCAUAAUUGCAUCAUCUUUCAUCUCCCUCACUUUAGCCAACUGCCUGUGGGUGAAUGUUUGUAAAAUGUACCUGUUUUCAGAAAAGCUUCUGUUUAAUGCAUGUGCAAAGGCUGCCAAUAUCAUCGGUAUCAUCGGUAAGCUGAAGUAAUAGGCACAGAUUUCACACCAUGAGAGAGAUUAUGAUAAAGCUCAGAACCUGAAGGAAAUCACGGAGGUGGAAUACUAGAGGAAGCAAUAAAUCAAAUAAAGUGCAGGGAAUGAUUAUGUAGAGAGGAUGCAAAAAUUGAUUCCCCUUGAAUAUUUUGUUCAUCUAAGAGAUUUACAGAGAAACAGGUGUACUCAUUCCAUUGCAAAUCUUCAUGUCUAGAAAUUGCAGUUUUUUUUCAUGAGGCAUGCUAAAUCUGUGUUGUGUCCAUUGUUAGCACCCAUAAAAAAUGUGAAAUUCACCGGGACACUCUUUAAAGCAGUGAUAAAGCAGGACUUGUGCCUGAAGGGAUUAAGCUUAAUGUAGUGCAACUUCAGACAGCUUGCUGUGCACCAGUCUGAGAAAGGCAGCUGGUUUUAAAGGCACACUCCCCAUGGCAGUCAGAGACCAGUAAUACCGUAACACCAUAAGACAUGGGAGCAGAAUAAGGUAAUUUGGUCCAUCGAGUAUGCUCUGCCGUUAGAUCAUAGCUGAUUUAUUAACCCUCUCAACCCCACUCUCCAACCUUCUCUCUGUAACCUUUGACUCCCUGACUAAUAAAGAACCCUAUCAACCAACCUCUGCUUUAAAUGUAUCCGAUGACUUUGCCUCCACUGCCAUCUUGGCGAUGAAUUCCACAGAUUCACCACCCUCUGACUAGUGAAACUCCUCCUCCUCUUUAUUGUAAAUGGACAUCACUCUAUUCUGAAGCUAUAUCCCCUGGUCGUAGACUCCUGCAUUAUAGGAAACUUUCCCUCUGCAUCCGCUCUAUCUAGUGUGACGAGAAUACACAUAAAUUAAGAUGUUUGCUGGCCUGGGCUAGCAUCAGUGGCAUCAGCAGUUGGUUUGCCACCUGUCCUCAGGGGAAGGAGAGAUAAGGAACAAUGAAGCAGCAUCUGGAGAUGUGUAAUGAAGGGACGGGAGAGAGAGCUGUCUAGAGCGGCUCCCCCUUUGAACCCUGAACUGUUUGAAGUGAUGGACAGGCGAUACCCCAGUAGGGGGAUAAAAAGGGACAGGUUCGCUAAGGCAGGAGACACACGACACCCCGAGGUAACGAGACCCUGGAAGCGGUGCGCCUCUCACAAGUCGGCUGGAUGGCUGAUCAGGGGAUCGGCCUUAAACGCACAGGGUGGAAAGGUACGAUCAGCGGGAACCCGGUGUGUGUCCACCCUCGCUUGGGUGCCGGGUUCACUGCAAAGGAUCGACCGCAUCUGGAGGAGGGGUCACAGUCGGUGACCUCAGGUGACAUCACAAAGGACCUGCCUGAAAGCUGCUUGUGAGCAAUAUCGCCGGUCUGUGAGUGGAAGCCGUUCUGAAUGAUCAGUCGUUCUUGUUCUCUCUCUCCCUCCCCCCCCCACAUUGUCCAUCGCCAUGGCAACGAUUACUGCGAACUGAACUAAAUUGAACUGGACUUUGUGUGUCACUUUGAAAUUGGUCAUUUACCCCUAGACAACGAUAGAGCUUGAUUGAUCCUGUUAUUUUAAUUCUGUGCACAUGUGUGUUUAUCAUUGCUGAACUGUUGCAUUUAUUAUCCUUUCGAUUACUGUGUUGCUUGUUUCUUUAAUAAAACUUUCUUAGUUCUAGUAAUCCAGACUCCAACUGAGUGAUCCAUUUCUGCUGGUUUGGCAACCCAGUUACGGGGUACGUAACACUAG